AUGUCCAUCGACCUCAACUGGGAAACUCUGACCACUGGCCCCGAUGGCAUCGCGCUGGCGGAAAAGAUACGAGACUUUGUGCACGAGAAAUUCCAAACGGUGACGCUACCUCGAUUCAUCAAGGGUGUCAGGGUCCACGCCUUCGAGUUUGGCUCCAUCGCACCCGAAGUUGAGAUCAAGGACAUUUGUGACCCUCUACCCGACUUCUAUGAAGAGAUCGAGGAUGACUAUGGCGAAGAUGGAGAUGAGGAGAAUGGCGCCGACAGCUGGAAGCCCAAAACGGCGCAGCAAGAAAGUUUGAGAGAGCGACGAAGGAUGGAAAGAGUUGAGAGGACGAAUGGGCCGUCCCAAGUCACCCAUCUCCCCCCAUAUAUCGAUACGCGGCUACCUGGCAUGAGGUCGAUGCAAAGUCCCGGCGAUAUAGGCAGCCCAUUCCUUGGCGUCAGUACACCAGGAAUUCCUGGCGGGACCUCGAAUCUCAACUACUUCCAUUCUCAACUUGCAACGGGCUUGUCUGGCACACAGACUCCUCUAGCCGCGGUCGCAGGUGCACACCUUCCCCACGGCUGGCCAGACUACUCGAACUUACCAUCUUCAAAGGAAAGGGGACACCGUCACACCGCUAGCGGAAGCUCACUGUCCCCACCUCCAACCGCAGACUCUUCCAAGCAUCCAGCUUUGCGUGAACGAGAGAGUGUCUCAACAUUAGCUACGUCAGCUACCACUACCAGACCGCAAACCCGAGAUGGUUUACUGGAAGAGACAGUCGAGGAAGAAUCAGCGUCGCCUCCACGACGGUUCCGUGAACCUCGAGUCGAAGAUUUACAAACAGUCUUCCGAGUGAGAUAUUCUGGUGACGUGAAGCUGUCUCUCACAGCCGAAAUCCUUCUAGAUUAUCCAAUGCCGAGUUUCGUAGGCAUACCUGUCAAGUUGAAUAUCACUGGGCUGUCCUUCGAUGGAGUUGCCGUCCUGGCCUAUAUCAGGAAGAGGGCACACUUUUGUUUCCUGUCACCGGAAGACGCAUAUGCUGCCAUUGGGGCAGAAGGGACAGAAGAGAGCCAUUCCAGUGGCAUGAAAAUGGGUGGUCUUUUACAUGAGAUCAAAGUCGAGAGCGAGAUUGGUCAAAGAGAGAAUGGGAAACAGGUUCUCAAAAAUGUGGGCAAGGUGGAAAAGUUCGUGCUAGAGCAAGUUAGACGAAUCUUCGAGGAUGAGUUUGUGUAUCCCAGUUUCUGGACUUUCUUGGUCUGA
This is a messenger RNA of Hyaloscypha bicolor E, 1248 nucleotides long. RefSeq lists its product as uncharacterized. The coding region runs from base 1 to 1248 and encodes 415 amino acids. The record is from RefSeq and is a predicted model, not a curated record. Gene Ontology annotation, molecular function: lipid binding. Gene Ontology annotation, biological process: phospholipid transport; mitochondrion organization. The transcript has a single exon. Lineage: Eukaryota; Fungi; Ascomycota; Leotiomycetes; Helotiales; Hyaloscyphaceae. Gene Ontology annotation, cellular component: ERMES complex.